UGUGGCUGUGACGGCAGAGGGACGCAAGGCUCACGGCGGGCUCCUCCUUCUCCCCACGCCGGACUGCAGAAACGAAAGCGGAGCCUCCGGCCCAGCGCGCCAAAAUGCCCGGCAGCCCCGAAGCCCCCCGACCAUCCGAAUCCCAAGAAGAUGGCCCUGCUGCCCCCCAGGAGCCGGGGGUCGCACCCGGACCCUCGCAGUGCCCCGCUCCCUCUGGGCUAUUGGGGGAGGGCGACUUCCAGUUCGUGCUGUGCGAGGGCUGCCGGCAGGAAUCGCCCAACCUGAAGCUGCUCACCUGCCUGCACACGCUGUGCCUGGGCUGCCUGAGAGAGAACAAACCUGUAGGGCAGUGCCCCGUGUGCCAGGCACCCAUCCCGCAGCCUGACGGCAUCCCCGACGUGGACAACGUGCUGUUCAGCAGCCUGCAGGCCCGUCUGCGCAUCUACCGGCGGAUCAGCAGCGGGGGGCUGAGCUGCUGCCGAUGUCGGCGGGAGGCGGCGGCCGUGUGGUGCUCAGAGUGCGAGGAGUUCCUGUGCCCGGGCUGCUUUGAGGACCACCAGUGGUUCUUUAAGAAGAGGAGCCACGAAGCCAGGAAGGUGGAAGAGCUGAGAGCCGAGUCGGCGCAUCGCUUCCUGGAGGGCACCAAGAAAUCGUGCAGCCUCUUCUGCUCCAGCCCUGGGCACACCGAGCAGGGCCACGUCACCAGCAUCUUCUGCAGGAAGUGCGAGAAGCCGCUGUGCUGCUCCUGCGCGCUGCUGGACGCCCAGCACUCCCCUUUCUACUGCGACAUCCGCGCCGAGAUCCAGCGGCGGCAGGACGAGCUGGCAGCGCUGGGGCAGGAGCUGGCGCGGCGGCGGGGCGGCUUUGAGGCAUCGCGUGCGGCGCUGCAGGACGAGGCGGCGCGGCUGGAGGCGGCGGGGCUCGGGGUGCGGGAGCUGGUGAGGCAGCGCGUGGAGCAGCUGGUGAGGCUGAUCCGGCACGAGGAGGAGGAGCUGCUGGCCACGGUGGAGAGGAGGCAGGAGAAGAGCCGCAGGGAGCUGGAGAGGGAGCUGCAGCACGUGGAGGCCGUGCUGCGGAGGAUGGAGGCGGGCGAGAGGCUGGUGGAGAAGAUGGGCCUCUAUGCCACGGAGCAGGAGGUGAUGGACAUGCAGCCCUUCGUCAAGGAUGCGCUGGAGGAGCUGCGGAGGCAGCGCCCGGCGGCGGAUGGGGAGCUGGGGCUGCACGAGGACUUUGCCGAGUGCCGUGCCAGGCUGCAGGCGCUGGCUGAGCGCAUCGAGGGGCUGCAAGGUGGCGCUCCCCGGCCGGUCCCCAUGGUGGAGGUGGCUCUGGAGAACAACCUGCAGGAGGAGCCCCCGCAGCACAGCAGCCAGGAUGUUAUGCCCACCUUCACCAUCAGCCUCACCGAGAUGGGGGUGAGCACGGUAAGGGGUGGGAGCUUUUGGGACCCAGAGAGGCCACCCCGUUGCCUGAUGUCCCCUAUGCAGGUGUCCCAAGCCACCACGCGGUCCAAGCGGUGCCAGCCUCACGUGGAGAGGAGCAGCCAGAUCUCACCCAAGCUGCUGAAGCUGGAGUGGGAUGGCGGUGAGCCCAGCUCGAGACAGUGGGAUGGCAGAGGGGAGCCCAGCACCUCCACACAGAGACACAACGGCCGCAUCCCCCCCUCCAAGGCCAGCAGGAGCCACACUCGGGAUGCAGAGGAUGGCAGCAUCAUCAUCAGCUCGGAGGACAGCGAGGAGGACACGGUGAUGAGCGGGACAUCGGACUUCACUGCUUGCUGAGCUGCAACCCCAUCUCCCUCUGCUCUGGAAGGCAACAAACCCCCCCUAGGUUUGCCUGAAGGGCCCACGUGGCAGCAUCCCCAGGUGCAGAAGGACAGCUCUGGGCAUAGGGGACGGCUCAGGUUUGGAUUCUUCUCUGAGACAUUCACACAUUCAAGGAUGUAGGAGCCUGACACUGUCCCCAGUAUCACCUUCCAGCAGAGCUUCAGCAGGAGCAGGAUAUGGAGGUGGAUAUGGAGGCUUUUUAAACUUCUCUUCCUGUUUAAGCUUCAGUCUGUGCUCAGAUAACACAAAUCUCACUGCUGCAGGUAGAGCUGCUCAAACCGUCGAUGGUAGCACUUCCUUCCAUAAGACAUUGAUGCUCGAGCCUUUCCACUGCCCCAUUCCAUUAGAGAUUAUCACAGGGCUCCCUGGGAAGAUUAUUCCCAGCUGGAAAAAAAAAAAAGAAAAGAAAAGAAAAAAGAAAACCAACCCACAAAAUCCACAGUUUUCUUAUGAAACUCUUAUCUGCACGCUCCGGUGCUGCAGCCCAACGGCCAGGCAGAGGGCAGAGGCUGGGAGAUGGGAUCGCUGCUGGGAUGGCCUCAUGCAAAAGUUCUUUUGUACUCAAUAAAGGCGUUUCCAAGUCAAA
Molecule: messenger RNA, 2409 nt
Organism: Lagopus leucura (white-tailed ptarmigan)
Lineage: Eukaryota; Metazoa; Chordata; Aves; Galliformes; Phasianidae
Gene: PML
Product: PML nuclear body scaffold
Exons: 7
Coding region: 105-1778 (557 amino acids)
Biological process (GO): intrinsic apoptotic signaling pathway in response to DNA damage; PML body organization; positive regulation of DNA-templated transcription
Cellular component (GO): nucleoplasm; chromatin; PML body
Molecular function (GO): ubiquitin-protein transferase activity; zinc ion binding
Source: RefSeq, a predicted model, not a curated record